GAGGCGAGGUGUGCGGGACAGACCCUGUCCUCCCGGCUCCCUCCCACUGACGCGGCGGCUGCAGGCGAGGCCGCCGUGCACAAGCCCCAGGGGAGAUGAUGGCAGUGCGGCUGGCCAUGGGCGUGUGGCUGCUGAUACUGAUGCUGCUGGCGGCGGCCCCGGUGCGCCUGGCAGCACCCCGGCACGCCGUGGUGCUGCCCGACGGCGGGGGCAGCGGGGAUGGUGAGGAGGUCUCGGCCACGCCGCCCGUCCACCACGUGACGCCGGGCAGUGGCCCGACGGUCGCGGCGGGGACCACAGUCACCAACAGCUCAGCGCCGGGCGGCGUGCUGGACGGGCUGGUGGACUUCUUCAAGGAGUACAUGCUGCUGGUGGUGGUGGUGGGCUCGCUGGCCUUUGUCCUCCUCUUCAUCAUCUGCGCCGCCGUCAUUGUCCGGCAGAAGCACAAGGCGUCUGCCUACUACCCCUCCUCCUUCCCCAAGAAGAAGUACGUGGACCAGCGGGACAAGGUGGGGGGGGCCCGGGCUUUCAAUGAGGUGCCUGAGAAAGCCCCCGACCCUGGCGCCGAGGAGCCCCUCGACUGCAGCCGGCAGCUGCAGGCAGACAUCCCCGGCCCUCCCGGCAUCGCGCUGGUGUUGGGGCGCAGCCGGUUUCGGCUCCAGCCCCACGGGAUCCACGCGUGCUCCCAGAGCUCAGCAGAUGCAGCCGGCCUGCCUGUGCUUCGGGGUGAAGGUUAUCUGUGUGGAUGA
Messenger RNA from Aptenodytes forsteri (emperor penguin), 749 nucleotides. It is a transcript of the gene TMEM119, whose product is annotated as transmembrane protein 119. The record is from RefSeq and is a predicted model, not a curated record. Gene Ontology annotation, biological process: ossification; positive regulation of osteoblast differentiation; positive regulation of bone mineralization. Gene Ontology annotation, cellular component: plasma membrane. NCBI's taxonomy places the organism in Eukaryota, Metazoa, Chordata, Aves, Sphenisciformes, Spheniscidae.